Messenger RNA from Phasianus colchicus (ring-necked pheasant), 3444 nucleotides. RefSeq names its product transmembrane protein 218 (gene TMEM218). NCBI's taxonomy places the organism in Eukaryota, Metazoa, Chordata, Aves, Galliformes, Phasianidae. The record is from RefSeq and is a predicted model, not a curated record.
AUGGCGGGAGCGGCGCUGGGCGCGGGGCCGGGCGCGCUGCUGCUGGCGGGGCUGUGGGCGCUGGCGCUGCUGCUCUGCCUGCUGCUCGCACGCGCCUCCGGGGCCGCGCGGUUGGCCGCGCUGCUCGUGCCGCUGUGCGCCGCGCUGCUGAGCGCCGCGCUGCUGCUGCUCCCGCGGGACGACGGCGGUGCGGGGCCGCCCGCGGGCCCCCAGAUCGUGGACACCUUCCUGGUGGGCCGCCUGGUGCUGCUGGCCGUCAUGGCCCUGCUGCUGCUGGGCUGCGCGCUGCUGCUGGGGAUGCACCUCCUGGAGCCGACACACGCCAAGGCGCUGCGCUGCUGGAGGUGAGGCUGUGCCACGGAGCCGCUUCUGCAGGGAUUCCGGCGGCUGUGGGACUGAGCGGCCUCACGGAGCCCCUUCUGUCAGCGGAAAUGGGACGAGCGGGAGGUGGAGCGCUGGCUGUUGGUUGGCUCAGUGAUCCGAGGGGCCUCUUCCAGCCGAUCCUGUUGUCCCUCUGAGCCCACCUGUCUCAGGCUCAGCCUGAGGCCUCGGUUGGUUUGAGUUAAUACUUUAUCUCCUUUUUUUGUCCUUUUUUUAUUGUUCAAGGGAACGGAGGGAGGGUGGUUUCUUCACUUUGUUUUAUUUCAGCAGCAUGGAGGGAAAGUCCCCGAGAAUGGAUCCCGUUUUCGUGGCAGUAAACCGGGUGACCGAGUUGGGGCGUUGAUUGUUGGAUUUUUUAAAUUCUUUUUUAACAUUAAUAAAACUUUUGGAGGAAGCCCUGGCCCAGUCUUUGUCUGUUUUCCAGGAAUAGGAGUUUUGCACAUUUUGGUGUUACUGAAAGCUGCCCUUUCUGUGCUUUUUGGGAGGUUCCCCCUUUUCAGGUGUGGGGGCCUUGGAUGCUCCCUGUGCUCUGCUCCCAGUUAUGCAGCGCCAGCGUUGGCUCUCUGGGAGGUUCUGAAGUUGAGCCUGAAACAGAAUUUGUAUUUGAUUCUUCAUCUUAAUAACAGUGACAGCAGUGAGCAGUUCCCAAAGCCUCACUGCUGGCGUCGUGUCUCACAAAUAGGGAAGCUGUGGCAAAGCAGCUGAAGCACUAAAAAAAAGCUUUAAAAGCAGAAGUAUGAGGCUUCUCCCUGGAAAUACACCCAGAAUGUUUGCUUUGUGCUCCCAUUAGUCACCUGUUUGUAACUGAAAUUAAUCAUUCGGCACCUCCUGGGGUGCACUUGGGGGACCAUUAAGACAGACCCCAUCCUUGCCUUGUGCCCCCUCUGGGGGUGCUCCGAUGGCCAUGGGCUCUCUGCAGUGUUAUUCAUGCUGGGUGCAGCACUGCAGCUUGGCUCCCCCCACACAGGGCCUUUCCAGACUGUUCCUGUUUAUUUUUGGGGAAGGAAGGAGUACGUCAAGGAAUCACUGUGUGCCAGAGCUGCUUUCCAAGCUUUUGCUGCUGUCUCCCACCCGAACCAAAAAUGAUCAUCGUAGUGGUCUUUUCCAUCCCUUACAAUUCUGUGGUCCUCCAUUGCUGGUCAGAUGCUGGGAAUUCAGGUGAAUGUCAUAACCCAGUAUUUUCCUGCUGCCAGCUCUCCUCCUGCAGAUGAUCCACAUCCCAUCCGGGAGGAUCAUGCUAAAUCCCAGCAAGAGAAUCCCCACACCAGGACUGCUGGCAGCAGGCUGAAAGCUGCUGCUCGUGGGCUGCUGGGCUGACAGCCCUCCCUGCACCAACCUCUGCCCGCUCAUUAGGAAGGAGUGGGCUGCUUGGCCGCUGGGAUUCUGGUGCCCAGCGCAGGAGAAUCUCCUGCUCCUGAUUUAAGGUCUGUGAGUGACGGCAAUUCCUCACGCCUCGUGCUGCGCUCUGCUGGCGUUUAAUUACUCUCGCUGGCACAGAACUGGCCUCUGAUUUCCACCUUGACUUUGCUGACUUCAGCUUCCCGCUGUUGAGUCCCGCUUUGCCUUUGGCUGCUAAUUAAAAAGCCCUUCAGUGCCCGCCGGCUGCUCCUUGCGCGGGUAAUUACGGCCCGUGCCCGAACCACCUCCUCACCUCUGCAGAGCCAGCACUGCUCCAAAGGCAGCACGGCCCUUCCUGGCACGGCUCAGAGAGCAGCACUGCAGGGUCAUGGAUGGAUGAGCACACAGGGACGGCUGCUAGAGGGGAAAUCGGUGCUGGCCCCCACAGCUUUGUGUGCCCUAAAAUCCCGAUUUUCCCAGGUAGAGGAUUGUGAGCUUUUUAAUGCAUGGGUGCUGUGAUGGACCCAGGGAUGCAGCCCUCCUGCUGGUCUCUGAAGUCCCGGUGAGAUGUGUGACUCCUGGCGUUGGGCUCUGGUGCUCCCAGACUGCAGCCAGGGCUGCUCACAUUUUCCAAGGCCAGCUGCAGCAGAAGGCGGCUUCAGUUCAUCCUGGAAAAACUGUGAGCUGAGGCAACAAAGGGCAGAAAGUGGAAAAAAAAAAAAAAAAAAAAAAGGAAGAAAGGAAAAAUGCCUUUGGUUUUGCAAUAAGCCCGUGUGCGUGUGUGUCACGUCUGUGGGAUUUUUGCUUUAGGUGUGUAUUUCAGCCUUCCCCAUCCUCCUAUUGCAAUUAAGGCUAAGCUCGGUCUCACAUGUACCCAGACAACUCAGAGUUGGACUCAGUGAUCCUUCAAGUCAGGAUAUUCUGUGAUUCUAACUGUUCUCAGCCCAUCUUGGUGAUACUGUGCUGGCAAACUGGCAAUUUGCUUCUCUCUGUGUGCCCCAUCACUUCUCCUCUCUUUCCUCCCCAGUUUGCUGGGUGCACAGCAGUGGCCAUCGCUUUCCAAAUCCAUCCAUCGCUGCACGGGGACACACUGCACGCUGCUCCACUGCCCCACAGGACCUUGUUUUUCUUCUUUUCUCCCCUCUUUUCCUCUCUGGUGAUGGAAUCAGCACAUAAUAAAACACGGGGCCCAGAUGUGCUCUCUUUGGGCCAGGAUCCACGUGCCCCAAUCCAUGUCACCCCUCAUACUAAGCCCCCCAAGCGCACAGCUGGCUGCACAGCUGGCAUCACGCUAAUUAGGUGGCCCUCCUGCUCCACUCCUCUAAUUAGGAGAUGGCUAACGAAGGCCAUCAGCCUCCUGCACUGAAGCGAGGAGAGCACACAUGCUGAUCUGCUCAUCAGGACCUGUCUCCUGUUCUUGAUGCUGAGUGGUACUGGGGGAAAGCGGGGUGAACGGAGUGGCGAGGAGCAGCAGCAUCUGCACUGCGGCUCAGGGAGCGGCGCUCACAGGGGAGGGAUGGCCCUGCUGCUGCUGCAGCGUGCUGGGCGAUGGUCUGACGUCCCGAAGCACCGUGUGCAGGGCAGGGUGAGCCCACAGCGGGGGGCUCGCAGCACCCAGGCAGGCGUGGGCAGCACAGGCUUUGCACCUUUUUAUUAAUAAAAGAGCCGAUGGCACAGAACUGGCCCCAAAACUGUCCGCUGGCUCCUGGCCACCUCCUCCUCCCA